UUACCCCACAACAAAACACGCUAUAUAAACAUAUAUAUUCAUCACUUUGAAAGAAUUUCAACCAAUUCCACUGCUAAGCUACGUUUUAUCUGCCUUCUAUGGCCAUACAGUGGCUUAGUUUGAUAGCUGCCAUUUGGCUACAAUGCAUAAAUGGAACCAACACAAACUUUCCUGCUUAUUCUUCCCAACUCAAGCAUCUUCUCUCACUAUCGCAACUCCAGUUGAACAACUUGGCUCUUGCUUCUGAUGCCGGGAAAUUGCUCGGUUGGCUUUCUGGGAUCGCCACGGCUUAUUUGCCACUUUGGCUAGUCCUUAUGAUCGGCGCAACUCUUGGAUUUAUGGGUUAUGGGGUUCAAUAUCUCUUCAUAACAAACCAAAUUUCCGGUUUAUCUUACUGGCACAUAUUUUUACUGACUUCUUUAGCUGGAAAUGGCAUAUGUUGGAUCAACACUGUUAGUUACAUUAUUGCCAUUCAAAAUUUCCCUUUUGAUCGCCAAAUUGCUGUGGGUUUAUCGACUAGUUACCAAGGUCUAUCUGCAAAGAUUUUCACGGUCCUUGUUGAUGUUGUUAGUCGCACUUCACCAAGUCACAGAGCCAAAACCUACCUACUCCUCAACGCUGUAGUGCCUCUGUUAGUAUGUAUUGCAACUUCACCUAUCGCGAAGCAUGUCAAGAUAGGAAAAUCAAAGAACUUGGCAGGUGGGUUCAUUGCUAUGUUUGUCAUAACAACAUUGACGGGAAUCUAUGCUAUUCUAAGUAGUUUUAGCUCCAUCACAAGUUCACUCCCACCGGUGAUUAUGGUUAUUGGAAUGGGAUUAUUUCUUGCCGUCCCUCUCGCAGUUCCAUUGGGUGAAAAAAUCAGGGAAUCGUUACAGCAGAAAUGUUGGUUAAGAAGAGAAAUGAGAGUGUGCCAUGUAGCCACGGAAAAUAACGAUGACAAUAUCAUGAGAUCAAUGGAGAGUGGAGAGGCGCAAGAAAAUGGAAGCGAAGUCUAUAACGUGCGUGUUAGGGAGGAACUGGGAGUGAGAUUGAUGUUACAAAGAGUAGAUUUUUGGUUGUACUACUUCGCCUAUCUGUUGGGAGCAACCCUUGGCUUAGUUUAUCUCAAUAACUUGGGACAGAUUGUUGAGUCUCGCGGCAGCUCAAGGACUUCAUCCCUUGUCUCGUUGUGUUCAUCAUUUACUUUUUUCGGUCGACUCAUUCCGUCAGUUGUGGACUAUCAUUUGACCAAAAAAAACUACGUAGUUUCAAGACCAGCAUCAAUUGCACUGACGAUGAUCCCGUUAUCUGGAGCCUUUUUCUUGCUUCUCAUGGGGAAUAAUCUUUCUCUUUACAUCAGCACCGCCAUCAUAGGUACAUGCACAGGCGCAAUCACUUCUAUCUCUGUCCCUACCACAACCGAGCUGUUCGGAGCAAAAAACUUUGGUGUAAAUCAUAACAUAUUGGUUACCAAUAUCCCAGUGGGCUCAUUUGUAUUUGGUGAUCUAGCAGCUAUACUCUAUAAGAAUCAAGAAACCGCAGCAGAUGGCAGCUGUAUGGGGGUAAAAUGCUAUGAAACUACCUUUAUCAUAUGGGGUUCUCUAUGCCUUCUUGGAACUUUACUAGCUGUUAUUCUCCAUGCAAGAACUAGAAAAUUCUAUUCCCAAAAUUUAGUAUAGCUAGUUGGCUUGGCGGCGAAGAACAGCUGCAAAGUUACCAGAUGGUACUUCCUUUUGUUUUAAUUUUUCUCUUUUCACCAAGUUAAGAUUUGUUUUCCUUAUUUAUUAUUA
Messenger RNA from Coffea arabica (coffee), 1769 nucleotides. RefSeq names its product protein NUCLEAR FUSION DEFECTIVE 4-like. The record is from RefSeq and is a predicted model, not a curated record. Gene Ontology annotation, cellular component: membrane. Lineage: Eukaryota; Viridiplantae; Streptophyta; Magnoliopsida; Gentianales; Rubiaceae.